AUGAUAUUUCUACGAAGUUAUAUAUUUCCUGUAGGUUGGGAAGCGGUGCACUGUCAGUGGGGAUUAAGCUUUGGUUGGUUUUGGGGAAACCUUGAGGACCUCAAGUCAUCUACGGUCGAGGCUGGCGUGGUGAAGUCCUCAUCAUAUAUUCCCGGCUCCAAGACUGAGACCAAUCUGUUUGACGACAGUGAUAGUUCCUCUUCAGAGGAAGAUUCUGUCGCCAUUGUAUCCUCCAUUGUUGACCAACAAAAGCGUAGACGUGCAAAUCACCGUUCAGGUAGACGAGGCUCAAAGAGACCGGGGAAAGGUAAAAGGUUAAGAAAGUAUGGCAGGAGGAACAAAAACUACCAGAAUAGUCAGGGAAGGAUUAAAAAUUUUCGAAAAAGUCAACAGAGGCAAAGACAAAUACAAAAACUUAGAAAAAAGUACAACGACCACAUUCGUAAAAAAUAUGGCAAAAAGGCAUUGAAAAGUGUUGGAAUGGAUUCGAAACAAUGGGCACAGAAUGAAAACGCUACAGGUGAGAAAUAUCCAUCAAAAUCACUUCAAAAAGAACAAACAAGUUUUUUGGAGGAAAUAGUGAAUCCUUCCUCUAGUCAUCAAAGUCCCUCAAAAGCAUCACCCGAUCAUGAAAAUACACCAUCUGCUAAACAGUCAUCAAAGUCCAACAUACAAGGAAUUAAAUCAAAUACUAACAAAAUGAGUAUAAAGUCUAGUCAAAAGAUAAAUGUUCAAACACCAGCUACCAAUAAACAGGAAGUCGAACAUGAGAACGAGACUACUGAUGCUCCUGAGGCAGAAGAUAAAUCAACAAUACCGACAACCACUACGGCUGACAUGACAACACAAGAAUCGGAGUACGAGCAAGAUUACUUUGGCUUUAUGGAUCUUUUUGGGCUUGAUCAAGACGUGUACAAUUUUCCUAGUUUUCCCGAAGGACAAAGUACUGACAACUUCAACAACAACAACAACAACUUCUCUCCUGAAUCUUCUGUUGGAAGCCAACCAGCUGGAAGUGAUAAACCAAAAGCGGGUGUGGGACGUGGUUUGAAUACACAGGCAUCACCACUUAAAUCAAACGACGUAACGAUGCAAGAAUUGGAAAAGUCUCCUCAAAGCAUUUUAUCGGCAACCGCGAACAAGACAGAGGGAGAAAACUUCCAUAAGAGUGGUGGAAUCAAAAUGAAAGAAAGCAACUUAGAUUCAAUCUCAACAGUCGUAAAAGAACCAGCUCUACAAGCAAGGACUGAUCUUCAGACAAAGAAAGGAAAACCUUCGGGUAAUUUAAGUCUGAAGCAAAAGUCCUCUUAUGGAACUUCUCAAAACAAGCAAACAGUUUCUAUUCCCAUAGAGGCAGAAAAGAGAUUUCUAAAGAACAAAUACAAGCUGCCGACGGUUUCUGAUCCAGCCAAAAAUGAUAAAUCGUUUAACUUGCACGUUGAUCACCCUCAAGCGUGGAAAUCCUAUGACAUCAUAAAUCCUAAACCAAAUAUUCUUAAGCCAUUUAAGUCUAAUGAACAGCAGCAAGGUUUAGCCAGUGUAACAGGAAAAACAACCCAUGAACAAGCACCGAUAAACAUGGAGACAUCCAAAAACAUCCUAUCAAACAGAGGUACGUUUCAUACAAACACUAAUUCUGAUCAUCAACAGGUUAACAAUAAUCUGAUCACUGGGAAUAAAGAAUCACGAAUUAGAAGUAAUACAGUGGGAAAGCUACCGGGUUCUAAUGUGGUCGAAACUAAUAACCUAAAUGUUAAUAAAAAUGUUCAACAAUACAGCAACAGGAAAUCGAUCACUGCCAAUAAUCUUUCAAGAGUUCACCAGAUGGGAAAGACAUUGGACUCCCAGAGGAUUGGUAAUAAUUUGAAUAAUAAAGAAAACAAAAAGGUCCAAACAAAGCCGGGUGAUAAUAUUGUUAAUGGCAAAAAUGGAAAGAAAAUAAACGCCUUGUUCCCUUCUACUGUCCGGAAAUCUACAACUUGGAAACCAAACUUUUCGAGUAAAAUUGAGAAAACAUGGGUUGAUGCUUUUUUGCCUGAUAAAUCAACCGCUAAAAUCUCUAAUCAACAGCCUUCAAGAGACCCAAGUAAGAAUGCAUCAAAUUCUCCUAUGUACAGAGGAAAAGUUGCACCGAAAAAAAUAGAUUCUUUAUUUAGCCUUUCCCAGACAGCAUCACAGGGGAAAAAUGUUCAACUCAAUAGACUUGAAAAACAUGCUGUCAUAUCGAAACCCAUCAUUUCUCCAGAGAUUUAUCCUUCUGGGUCAAAAGGUCGGAAAAUUACACCUUCACUUUCGAAACCUGCUGGGACUGUUUCAUUCAAAGAAAAUGCUCCUAAUACGGAGAAAGACAACUCUCUCAAGAAGAGACCAAUAUCUACUCUGUCACACAUGCCAACUUCAGUAACGGCCAUUCCAUCAGAUAUUUCGAAAUCAUCUUGGGACGGAAGUAUCAAUGACAGAAUGUCUUACAAAUACAAAAACUCACAAGCCAAAACAAAUAAAAUGGAUAUGAAUUUAUCCCAGUUAACAUCUAACAUAGAGAGCAGGCAGCAGGUUAAACCAAGCUUCACAAAGACAUUGAGCGCAAAGAAUAUUACCAACCCUCCAAAACCUCUAAACUUGCCUUAUCCCAAUGUUCCUGAUAAUAAAUUUAAAACAGGUGUAAAUUCAGUUUCUAAAUUUCCAGGAAAAGGCCAGUCACAACCGCCAAAACCACCCAAUAUAAUAUCAGAAGGUUUUCCUUCAAGAGUUAAAAAACAAUCAUCCACCAAGACCGACACUGAAGUAGAUAUAUAUCCUGAUAUUCCAAGCCAGGGUAAUGUUCACAUAAAACUGCCAGAAAUCCCUACACGGUUAACCAAGGAACUUGGUCAAAGAGAAAUGACAAACAGUCACCAGAAGAGUCCACCAGAACCACCCAUUGUCUUGGAUCAGAUUGAAGUACCUACAAAUAGUGUGUUCAGCUAUUCUAAUUCUAGUAAUGACGAAAACAGACUUUCGCUUUCUUCAGCAUCCAUUGAUGGAAGAUUAGCUAAUAUAAAUCGUCCUCCACCACCUGCUAAGAAAUUACAACUAACCUUGCUAGAGACUGAGCAGAAACCAGAUUCAAAGAUGGUUGCUCCUAAUUCUGCAGGGUUAAGUCAUAGUAGAAGAGCACAGAGUAAAAUGAUUCAGGCACAAAAUAUACAAUUAAUUCCUUAUUCAAAUGCAAUACCGAUGAAACAGGCACUUAAAGGGGGAAAUAAACAAAAUGAAAUGAGAAAAUUGUCUCAAAUAGAAACAAAAAGUUAUUUUGGUAGAAAAAGGUACGAUAAACCCACAAGAGAUCAUGGUUUUUCCAGCAUGCAAUCAAAUAUGAUAGAGAAACAAUCGAGGAUUCCAACAAGAUCUAAUUUGCACCAUAAGUCAUAUAAUCCAGAUAACUUUAGAAUAAAUUCAGCUGAGAAGAUAAUCUCCGAAUUUAAAGAAAUCCACACUGCCCAAUAA
Messenger RNA from Saccostrea cuccullata (small rock oyster), 3486 nucleotides. Its product is annotated as putative mediator of RNA polymerase II transcription subunit 26. The transcript has a single exon. Bases 1 to 3486 code for a protein of 1161 amino acids. NCBI's taxonomy places the organism in Eukaryota, Metazoa, Mollusca, Bivalvia, Ostreida, Ostreidae. The record is from RefSeq and is a predicted model, not a curated record.